This is a messenger RNA of Ceutorhynchus assimilis (cabbage seed weevil), 2313 nucleotides long. Lineage: Eukaryota; Metazoa; Arthropoda; Insecta; Coleoptera; Curculionidae. The record is from the annotation of a GenBank genome assembly.
AAUUAACCGCAAAAAAUUACAUACAAUUUUCAACCUUCGUUUAUUAAUUACCAAUAAUUUCGAUUAUUGUUUUUUUAAUUGUUUUUAAAACGUGAAAAUCUCAGGUUUUUUUCUCGCUUAAUGGCCGAGAUAAAAAUUAAUUACCCACGCACGUCACUGGUUUUCUAUAAAACAUCCCAUAAAACCCGCUAAACGGUGAAAAAUUCUCAGUCUUAAAAAUGAAUCCAGAGUGCGCGCACGAUUAUUUGGGUCCGCCGCUGACCGCCACCUGCGGGGGCGGGAAUUUUUUGAUUUUCAUGGGCCUUUUGGACGCGUUCAUUGGACGUCGGAACGAAAUUUCCGACGCUUGCGGACGCGUCGUUCCGAAGACGUCCCCGGACGUCGAGUACGAUUUUGUGGUUGUCGGGGGCGGCAGUGGGGGCGCCACUGCUGCCGGACGGUUGGCAAGGAUUCGGGGGUGGAAGGUUUUGCUGGUGGAGGCGGGAGGAGACGAACCGCCAGGAUCGCAGGUACCAGCCAUGGUAGUCAACUACUGGGGUGACCCCUAUAUGGACUGGAACUACCAAACCGAACCCGAACCAGUGGGGUGCCAAGGGUACCCGGAAAAAAGAUGUACCUGGCCCAGGGGCAAAGUCCUAGGGGGCUGCAGUACCAUCAACGGAAUGAUGUACACCCGCGGUACUCCCAGGGACUACCAACGCUGGGCAAACGCUGGCAACCCUGGCUGGAACUACCAAGACGUACUACCAAUUUUUAAAAGAUUCGAGGACAACACGGAAGUUGGUACUUUGGUUGAAAAAGAGUACCACGGUACCGGGGGGCCUUUGACUACGGAAAGGUUCCGGUACCAACCGCAAAUGGCUUUUGACAUUUUGAAGGCGGCUAAGGAGAUUGGACAAAACGUUUCGGACGAUUUGAAUGGUCGUCAGGUCACCGGGUUUGCGAUUGCCCAAUCAAAUACGAGAAACGGAGUCAGACUGAGCAGCGCCAAGGCCUACCUGAGACCCCAACGCCUGAACCCCAAUUUUCACGUGAUGCUCAACUCAACCGCAACCAAAAUCCUUUUCAACCAAAAACGCGCAAGCGCAAUCCAAUUCGUCUACAAAAAUCGCACCUUUACAGUGCGCGUGCGCAAAGAAGUGAUUUUGGCCGCAGGCGCACUGAACACGCCCCAACUUUUGCUACUUUCGGGCGUCGGCGCACAAGCCGAGCUGCGCAAACACAACAUUGCGCAGACGCACGAGUUACCAGGCGUCGGGCGAAACCUGCAAAACCAUGUAGCGUUUUAUUUGGGCUACGAAUUGGGCAACAUUAAGGCAACCAAUGACCUAAAUUGGGCAACCGCACUCGAUUAUAUUUUAUAUCAAAAUGGCCCAAUGAGCUCAACCGGAUUGUCACAAGUAACUGCACGUGUUAAUUCGCCCUAUGCCGAUAAAUCAGGCCUGGACCCGGAUUUGCAAAUAUUUUUUGGCGGAUACUCGGCAAAUUGCGCAGCCGUUAACGAAACUCAAGACCCGCAUGCGCGUAAGAUGUUCACUUUUUCACCAGUGGUGCUACAACCGAAAAGUAGAGGGCGCGUCGGGUUGAAAACGUCUGAUUCGUUUGCGGCACCGGAAAUGGUUGCCAACUAUUUGACAGAACCAGCAGACGUCAACGUCUUAGUGGCUGGUAUCCGUCUGAUUCAGCGUCUGGCCAAUACGACGGUGAUGAGACGUUACGGUAUGACGGUCGAUAAAGAAGAAUACGGCGAUUGCGCCAAGGUUUACGGGUACGACACUGACGACUUUUGGGCGUGCGCAGUAAAGUACUACACGGGCCCCGAGAACCACCAGGCCUGUUCGUGCAAAAUGGGCCCGAAAUCCGACCCCGAAGCCGUAGUUGAUAAUAAACUGUCAAUCCACGGACUGUCAAAUGUCAGAAUAAUGGACGCGUCCGCCAUGCCUGUUCUGGUUUCCGGAAAUACGCACGCCACCAUUGUAAUGAUGGCCGAACGCGGAGUGGAUUUUAUCGAAGAAAAAUGGCUGAAAUCGACCAAUCAGAAGCCAAGGCCCCAUCCCUACUACUAUGACCACCCGGAGUCAGGUGAACAUUAUUAAGACAAUAAUUUUCUAGAAAUUAUUUAUUCGAAAAAUAAAUAAAUAAAUUUUAUUCCCGGGUGGUUUUAUUUAUUUAUCGGUUUUGAAGACAUCAGGUUGCCGGGGAACCCGGCCAGGGCGCGGAAAACGUGCAUUACGGCGCAGUUCCAGGUCGAUUGCAGUUUCCAGUAGCCGUCGUCGACUUUGAUCGGCGGGUCGUCGCAGUAGUCGAACGCCC